AGAUAAUAUUCAUGUCUCAUCAAAAAGUAUCUAAAAAAUUAUUUAUUUUUUGUUAAAAAUUUGAUUAAAAUGUAACGGUUGGUAGUUUUUGGUGGGUUUAAAGGUUUGAUGAUAGAAUGAGAGAUGAAACCAUCCUGGAGAAAUAUUCAGGCUGGGUCAGGUUCACAGGUUAUACUCCGUAUACUGAGCCCAGUACAGGCCAACAACUCCAUCCUAGCAGUUGAACUAGGAACCGGUUUAAUUUAACCACAAACCACCACAACAACACAACGUGAGAACACAACAGCAAAUAAUUGUGAGAAAUAUUAAAAUGUCUGGUUAUCCGGGUAGAUGAGAAAUUUUGUGAUCUGCUGAGGAUGGGUACCGGAGUAAGGACGAACAUAUGAUUAAAUCUCAACUAGCAGAUCUCAGUUUAACUCAGGUAUGACUCUGGUAUCAGCAGGACCAGUUUCUGUCUGGCGAGAUCCAGGUCUUAUGUCGCCGGGUAGCAGUACUUCUCCAGGUCCUGGUACACCUACUCCCCCAGCAGAUACAAUAGUAAAGGAUGAGAAUGGUCAAGAUAUUGUGUGUGUGGUAUGUGGAGAUAAAUCAAGUGGCAAGCACUAUGGACAAUAUACCUGUGAAGGUUGUAAGAGCUUUUUCAAGAGAUCUGUGAGACGGAACCUGACUUAUCAGUGCAGAGGAAACAAGAACUGUCCAAUAGAUCAACAUCAUAGGAACCAGUGUCAGCACUGUAGACUCAAGAAAUGCUUCUCCAACGGCAUGCGGAGAGAAGCUGUUCAGCAAGGACGUACUCCAAGUGGACAGUCGUUGCUCGGGUUCGGGUUCAAUGGCUCUGGAGAAUAUUCCUCCGUCUCUUCUCCGUCCCCCUCCACCCCCUACCUCACCUCCUACAUCUCCUUGCUAGUUCGCGCGGAACCCUAUCCUACUGCUCGCUACACUCACAUCCCUCACCCAGGAGAUAUAAUAGGGUUGGAUAAUAUCUGUGAGUUCGCAGCUCGUAUCCUUUUCUCCGCUGUAGAAUGGUCUCGGAAUAUCCCUGGGUUCCCGGAGCUCCAGGUUACAGAUCAGGUUGCACUACUCAGAUUAGUCUGGUCAGAACUAUUUGUACUCAAUGCUGCUCAGUGUAACAUGCCGCUACAUAUUGCUCCGCUCCUGGCUGCUGCAGGAUUACAUGCUGCUCCUAUGGCAGCUGACCGGGUUGUAGCUUUUAUGGAUCAUAUUAGAAUAUUUCAAGAACAGGUUGAGAAGCUAAAAACUCUUCAUCUUGAUAUAGCAGAGCUAGCUUGUCUUAAAGCAAUACUUCUUUUUACGACAGAUGCAUGCGGUCUCUCAGAUCCAAACCAUAUAGAGCAGUUACAGGAGAAAUCUCAGUGUGCUCUGGAGGAGUACUGUAGAACCCAGUAUCCUAAUCAACCCACCAGGUUCGGAAAACUUCUCCUACGUCUCCCCUCCUUGAGAACUGUAUCCGCCUCUGUGAUAGAACAACUAUUCUUCGUGAGAUUAGUUGGGAAAACUCCGAUAGAAACCUUAAUCAGGGAUAUGCUCCUCUCAGGGAACACCUUCCAGUGGCCCAGCUCUGAUCCUCCAGUUACAACUUAUUCUUGUAUGUGAUAAAUUCCCUUUUCAAUCUUUCUUCAAAUUAUAUUAAUAUCCUAUCACGGCCUUAAAAUAAAUUUUCAUAUAUAUUGA
Eurytemora carolleeae is the source of this 1692-nucleotide messenger RNA. Its product is annotated as steroid receptor seven-up, isoforms B/C. The record is from RefSeq and is a predicted model, not a curated record. The transcript has 6 exons. Gene Ontology annotation, molecular function: RNA polymerase II cis-regulatory region sequence-specific DNA binding; nuclear receptor activity; zinc ion binding. Bases 424 to 1614 code for a protein of 396 amino acids. NCBI's taxonomy places the organism in Eukaryota, Metazoa, Arthropoda, Copepoda, Calanoida, Temoridae. Gene Ontology annotation, biological process: anatomical structure development; cell differentiation; regulation of transcription by RNA polymerase II.